ACCCCCGCGCCAUCUCUCUGUCUCUCUGUCUCUCUCUCUCUCUCUCUGUGCAAAAGAAACUAAUAUAGUCCUUCUUCUCCGUCUGCGUUCAGAUGGGUAGUUUCACUACGAGCUUCCCGGAAUCUCCGCUUGGUGAGUUUAAGCCAUUAGACCCAGAAGAAUUUCGAAAACGAGCCCAUCAGACCGUCGAUUUCAUCGCUGAUUACUACAACAGCAUCGAAAGCUACCCAGUUCUUAGCCAAGUCGAACCUGGUUAUCUACGAAACCAGCUCUCACAGACCGCUCCUUACAACCCAGAACCUUUUGAAGCGGUUCUAAAGGACGUACAAAAGGACAUAAUCCCUGGCAUGACCCAUUGGCUAAGCCCAAACUUCUUUGCCUAUUUCCCUGCGACGGUGAGCACAGCGGCUUUUCUGGGGGAGAUGCUGUGCACUUCCUUUAACUCGGUUGGAUUUAACUGGCUAGCGUCGCCUGCGGCGACCGAGCUGGAGAUAGUCGUUAUGGAUUGGCUAGCUGAGAUGCUCAAACUACCAAAAUCAUUCAUGUUUUCUGGCACCGGUGGUGGUGUCCUGCAAGGGACGACUAGCGAGGCGAUCCUCUGCACCAUCGUAGCCGCUAGAGACCGGGCGCUGGAGAGAAUUGGAAAGGAGAAUAUCAGCAAGCUCGUCGUUUACGGCUCCGAUCAAACCCACUCUACAUACGCAAAGGCAUGCAAGAUAGCUGGUAUUCUCCCUUGCAACAUACGAGCGAUUGCCACGACAGCCGAUGCAGCUUUCGCUCUAUCGCCUUCUCUUGUCCGAGAGGCGAUAGAAGCUGACGUGGCAGCUGGUCUAGUUCCAAUUUAUCUCUGUGCUACCGUAGGAACCACUUCCACAACUGCCGUGGAUCCAUUGACAGCCCUUGCGGAGGUUGCCAACUCAUUUGAUGUUUGGUUACACGUGGAUGGUGCCUACGCAGGUAGCGCUUGCAUCUGUCCAGAGUUUCGAUCCUACUUGGAUGGAAUCGAACGAGCCGACUCAUUGAGUCUGAGCCCACACAAAUGGUUUCUCACCUUCUUGGAUUGUUGCUGCUUGUGGGUGAAACAACCGAGUUUACUAUUGAAAGCUUUGAGCACUGACCCUGAGUACUUGAAGAACAAACUCAGCGAGUCCAAUAACGUGGUGGAUUACAAGGACUGGCAAGUAGGCACAGGCCGGAAAUUUCGCGCCCUCCGGCUAUGGCUGGUGCUACGUUGCUACGGUGUAGCAAAUCUUCAGUCCCACAUCCGGACGGACGUUGGGAUGGCCAAUAUGUUCGAAGGAUUCGUGAAAGCCGAUCCACGAUUUGAGAUCGUCACACCCAGACGGUUUUCAUUGGUGUGUUUCCGAUUCAACCCAGGAGGUGCUUGGUCCGAACCGGAUUCAAUCGAGUUGCUGAAUAGGAAGCUAUUGGAACGCGUCAACUCGACCGGGAAAGUUUACAUGACACAUUCCAAAGUAGGUGGGGUGUACCUGUUGAGGUUCGCAGUGGGGGCCACGUUGACACAGGAGCGCCAUGUGAUGGCUGCGUGGGACCUCAUCAAGAGUGUAGCUGAUAAGAUAAUUGGAGAAAUUAAUUAGGUGGUCUUAACUUAUUUUAUGUUUCUAUCUUUUAUUUUUCUGUUUUUUUUUCGAGUUCCGGACGUAGUGAAGCUGUUUGAAAAUUUCAAGUUUGCUAAUAAAGGUGGCUAUUUUAGGCUUUUAGGUUGCA
Nelumbo nucifera (sacred lotus) is the source of this 1728-nucleotide messenger RNA. Its product is annotated as tryptophan decarboxylase TDC1-like. Gene Ontology annotation, cellular component: cytoplasm. NCBI's taxonomy places the organism in Eukaryota, Viridiplantae, Streptophyta, Magnoliopsida, Proteales, Nelumbonaceae. The record is from RefSeq and is a predicted model, not a curated record. Gene Ontology annotation, molecular function: pyridoxal phosphate binding; carboxy-lyase activity. Gene Ontology annotation, biological process: carboxylic acid metabolic process; amino acid metabolic process.